UUUCCCUUCUGUGUGCAAUUGUUCUUCACAGUAUUCACCUGCAGGAACAAUGGUGCGGCAGCUUGUUUGGCAGCGGGCCUCCGCCUCUCAGAGGUUGGCCCCGAAGUGCCUCUCCCCGCAAAGAUUGUUCGCUCGCCGUGGUCUGGCCACCGAGGCCUCCUCAAACCCGGCCUCCUCGCGCAUGCCCCCUUACCCCAAGAUCCUGCGGAACUUGGAACAGGUCCGUCGCGUGCUGGGCUCUUCCCGAUCUCUCACAUUGGCAGAAAAGAUCCUCUACGCCCACUUGGACAACCCCGAGGAGUCGCUGCUGACCGGCACCAACAAUGGACGGGAUAUCCGUGGCAAGGCCAACUUGAAGUUGAAGCCUGAUCGUGUCGCCAUGCAAGACGCCUCCGCCCAGAUGGCUCUGCUGCAGUUCAUGUCCUGCGGCUUGCCCUCAACAGCGGUACCUGCCAGUAUCCACUGCGACCAUAUGAUCGUAGGAGAGCGUGGUGCGGACGUCGAUCUGCCCGCUUCGAUUCAGGGCAACAGCGAGGUCUUUGAUUUCUUGGAGAGCGCUGCCAAGCGGUAUGGUAUCGAGUUCUGGCCCCCCGGUGCUGGUAUCAUCCAUCAGAGCGUGCUCGAGAACUACUCGGCCCCGGGUCUGAUGAUGCUCGGUACGGACAGUCACACUCCCAAUGCUGGUGGUCUUGGAGCUAUUGCCAUCGGUGUGGGUGGUGCUGAUGCUGUUGACGCUCUGGUUGAUGCGCCCUGGGAGUUGAAGGCGCCUCGCAUUUUGGGUGUGCGCCUCGAGGGCAAGCUGAACGGCUGGGCUUCCCCCAAGGACGUCAUCCUUCACUUGGCCGGCAAGCUCACCGUUCGUGGUGGAACUGGAUUCAUCAUUGAGUAUCACGGUCCUGGUGUUGAGACCCUGAGCUGCACGGGCAUGGCCACCAUCUGUAACAUGGGUGCUGAGGUUGGCGCAACCACCUCGGUCUUCCCCUUCUCGCCCAACCACAUUCCUUACCUCCAGGCUACUCACCGUGGCGAUGUAGCCAAGGCCGCUGCCGAGAUCGCGGCCUCCGGGCCUCAGAACCUCCUGCGGGCUGACAAUGAUUCGCAAUACGAUCAGCUGAUUACCAUUGAUCUGUCCACAUUGGAGCCUCAUAUCAACGGUCCCUUCACCCCCGACCUUUCAGUUCCCGUGUCUGCUUUUGCCGACACCGUCCGUGAGAAGAACUGGCCCCAGACCUUGGGAGCUGGUCUGAUCGGUAGCUGCACCAACAGCUCCUACGAGGAUAUGACCCGUGCUGAGCACCUGGUCAAGCAGGCCACCGCUGCCGGUCUCAAGCCCAAGGCUGAUUUCUUCAUCACACCUGGAAGUGAGCAAAUUCGGGCUACGUUAGACCGUGACCAGACGUUGUCGACCUUCUCGCAGGCGGGAGGUACCGUGCUGGCGAACGCAUGUGGACCCUGCAUUGGCCAGUGGAAGCGCACAGACGGUGUCCCUAAGGGCGAGGACAAUGCCAUCCUGACUUCUUACAACCGCAACUUCCCCGGUCGUAACGAUGGAAACCGCCGGACCAUGAACUUCUUGGCCUCCCCCGAGUUGGUUACUGCUAUGGUCUACUCCGGCAGCACGACCUUCAACCCGAUGACAGACAGCAUCAAGACCCCCAGCGGCGAGGAGUUCCGCUUCCAGCCCCCUACUGGCCAGGCCUUGCCCGGCCAGGGAUUUGCUGACGGCAACCCCGACUUUCAGCCCACCGCUGCUGUGCCCGACGCCUCGUGUGAGGUGAUCGUCUCCCCUACCUCGGACCGCCUGGCGCUACUUGAGCCCUUUGCUCCCUUUCCCAAGGGCGAGCUCUCGGGUCUGAAGGUCUUAUACAAGGUCAAGGGCCAGUGCACCACCGACACCAUCUCCGCGGCCGGUCCGUGGUUGAAGUACAAGGGUCACCUGCCCAACAUCUCCGCCAACACUCUAAUCGGCGCCGUCAACGCCGCCACCGGAGAGACCAACGUGGCCUACGAUGAGGCCGGCAAGCAAUACUCCAUCCCCGACCUGGCUGCCCACUGGAAGUCCCAGGGCACCGAGUGGCUGGUCGUUGCCGAGGAGAACUAUGGUGAGGGCAGUGCUCGUGAGCACGCCGCCCUCCAGCCCCGCUACCUGGGCGGCCGCAUCAUCGUGUCCAAGAGCUUCGCCCGUAUUCACGAGACCAACCUCAAGAAGCAGGGUGUUGUCCCCUUGACCUUCGAGAACCCUGCCGACUACGAUAAGAUCGAUGCCUGUGACCAGGUUGCCACCGAGGGCCUGUACGAUGUCCUUCAGGCCGGUGGCCAGGGUUCUAUUCAGCUGCACGUCACCAAGCGCUCUGGCGAGCAGCUGGUUAUCCCUGUCCGUCACACUCUCAGCCCUGACCAGUGCGGCUUCAUCCUGGCUGGCAGUGCACUGAACCUGUUGGCGCAGCGGGCCAACAAGCAAUAGAUAAUUGGUCUGUGAUUCUGCUCUGUUGCGUCAGAGGCUUAGUAGCCAUGCUGUCUGUCUGUUUGUUUCAUUAUGUACAUAUAUCCGUGGGGCUUUUGUGUUCUUGGGCUGUUUGAGUAUCUUGGUUGCAAGGUCAGUUUUCGGGACAAAAAGCGAGUUAGAUCUAAUUUAUGACUAAAAUUGUUCGUUGC
Messenger RNA from Aspergillus saccharolyticus JOP 1030-1, 2655 nucleotides. Its product is annotated as aconitate hydratase ACO2. The transcript has 2 exons. Gene Ontology annotation, molecular function: aconitate hydratase activity; 4 iron, 4 sulfur cluster binding. Gene Ontology annotation, cellular component: mitochondrion; cytosol. The record is from RefSeq and is a predicted model, not a curated record. Lineage: Eukaryota; Fungi; Ascomycota; Eurotiomycetes; Eurotiales; Aspergillaceae. Gene Ontology annotation, biological process: tricarboxylic acid cycle. The coding region runs from base 50 to 2464 and encodes 804 amino acids.